This is a messenger RNA of Cyanistes caeruleus (blue tit), 8244 nucleotides long. RefSeq names its product thrombospondin 4 (gene THBS4). Lineage: Eukaryota; Metazoa; Chordata; Aves; Passeriformes; Paridae. Gene Ontology annotation, cellular component: extracellular region. Gene Ontology annotation, biological process: response to endoplasmic reticulum stress; cell adhesion. Gene Ontology annotation, molecular function: calcium ion binding. The record is from RefSeq and is a predicted model, not a curated record.
CGCCAGCCCUCGGGAGUCGUGGAGUCACCGAAUAAACUGGGUUGGAUAAGGGCUCUGAGAUCAUCGCGACCAACUUGUGGCCGAACACCAUGUCUACCAGACCAUGGCACCAAGUGGCACGUGCGGACUUUCCGUGACCAUCUCUAGGGAUGGUGACUCCACCACCUCCCUGGGCAGCCCAUCCCAGUGUCUAAUUACACUUUGAGUGAGGAGAUUCUUCCAAAUGCCCAGCCCAAAGUUCCCCUGGCACAGCUUAAGACCAUGUCUUCAUACUACCCACGUCCCUUCCCAAAUGGAUAAUCCCUGCCUGGCUAUACAGCCUCCUUUCAGUUUUUGAUCUUCUUCCUUAUUCCAACAAGCGAGUGGUACUGAACUUCUUGCAACAAGCUUUUGGGGAUCCUGUGCCAAAUGAAGUGUACCUGCUUUCAACAUUCAAAUUACAGCCAAAGAGUACAGCCACUGUUUUUGGCCUAUAUUCAUCAGCUGACAACAGCAAGUAUUUAGAAUUUACGGUAAUGGGACGGAUGAGUAAAGCGGUGCUGCGCUAUCUGAAGAGUGAUGGAAGGCUGAAUUCCGUGAUCUUUAGCAACAUCCAGCUGGCUGAUGGGAAACCCCAUGCUGUCAUCUUGUGGCUGAGUGGCCUGCAGCAGGGAUUGAGCACGAUAGAAUUGUAUCUGGAUUGCCUGCAAGUAGGUGCCAUUGAGGACUUGCCAAAACCAUUUUCAGCACUGUCUCAGAAGGUGGUGGCAGCUGAGUUGCGCACUCUCCAGGAGAAGCCACAGGAUACACUGGAUGAGCUAAAGCUGGUAACUGGAGGAACCCUUGCUGAAGUGGGAAACCUGCAGGAUUGUUUUCUUCAACAAAUUGAGCCUGUACCUCAGUACACUGGUGAUUUUAAUAGGCAGCUGAUGGGUCAAAUGAUGCAGAUGAACCAAAUACUGGGAGAUGUGAAAGAGCUUCUUAGACAACAGGUCAAAGAAACAACUUUUCUGAGAAAUACCAUAGCAGAGUGCCAAGCAUGUGGUUUAGGCACUGUGAGUUUUCCGACUCAGCUUCCUAGGCGCGCUAAACCGAAAUGUGAAGUUAAUUCCUGCUUCAGGGGAGUGAGGUGCAUGGAGACAGCAGAGGGAUUUCAGUGUGGGCCCUGCCCCGAAGGACUCACAGGAAAUGGAGUUACAUGCUCAGAUAUUGAUGAGUGUCGUUACAACCCUUGUUUCCCUGGUGUGCGAUGUGUGAACACUGCUCCAGGUUUCCGAUGUGAGACAUGUCCUCCAGGAUAUACAGGACAAGCCAUGCAAGGGAUAGGACUCAGCUAUGCUAAGAGCAAUAAGCAGGUCUGCAUAGAUAUUGAUGAAUGUCAGAAUGGAGGACUUGGACUCUGUGUUCCGAAUUCCCAUUGCAUAAACACUUUGGGGUCUUACCGCUGUGGCCAGUGCAAACCAGGAUAUACAGGAGACCAAACAAGGGGAUGCCAGGCUGAACGAAGUUGUAGGAAUCGAUCCCUUAAUCCAUGCAGCAUCCAUGCCCGUUGUAUUGAGGAGAGGAGAGGAGAUGUGACAUGUAUUUGUGGCAUUGGCUGGGCUGGUGAUGGCUACAUUUGUGGAAAAGAUGUUGACAUCGAUGGCUAUCCUAAUGAAGAACUCUCAUGCUCUGCUGAAAACUGCAGAAAGGACAAUUGCAGAUUUGUCCCAAACUCUGGACAAGAAGAUGCUGAUGGUGAUGGGAUUGGAGAUGCCUGUGAUGAUGAUGCAGAUGGAGAUGGCAUUCCCAAUGAGCAGGAUAACUGUGUUUUGGUUCCCAAUGUUAACCAGAGAAACAGUGACCAAGAUAUCUUCGGGGAUGCUUGUGACAACUGCCGUAAUGUCCUGAAUAAUGACCAGAGGGACACAGAUGGUGAUGGGAAAGGAGAUGCUUGUGAUGAUGACAUGGAUGGAGAUGGUGUUAAGAAUCUUUUGGAUAAUUGUCAGAGAGUUCCCAAUGAAGACCAGGAGGACACAGAUAAUGACGGUGUUGGUGAUGCCUGUGACAGCUGCCCUACAAUCAGCAACCCAAACCAGUCGGAUGUCGACAAUGACCUGGUUGGAGAUUCCUGUGAUACCAAUCAGGACAGCGAUGGUGAUGGGCACCAGGACAGCACAGACAAUUGCCCUACUGUUAUUAACAGCUCCCAGCUGGACACAGAUAAGGAUGGGCUGGGUGAUGAGUGUGAUGAGGAUGAUGAUAAUGAUGGCAUUCCUGACCUCUUGCCCCCGGGCCCUGACAACUGCAGACUGGUCCCCAACCCAGGGCAGGAAGAUGAUAAUGGUGAUGGAGUUGGCAAUGUCUGUGAGUCUGAUUUUGACCAGGAUACAGUGAUUGAUCGGAUCGAUGUGUGUCCUGAGAAUGCAGAGAUCACCUUGACAGACUUCAGGGCCUAUCAGACAGUGGUGUUGGACCCAGAGGGGGAUGCGCAGAUUGAUCCCAACUGGGUGGUUCUGAACCAGGGGAUGGAAAUUGUGCAGACUAUGAACAGUGAUCCUGGCCUUGCUGUUGGUUACACGGCUUUUAACGGCGUUGACUUUGAGGGCACUUUUCAUGUCAACACAGUGACAGAUGACGACUAUGCUGGCUUUAUUUUUGGUUAUCAAGACAGCUCUAGCUUUUAUGUAGUAAUGUGGAAACAGACGGAACAGACGUACUGGCAAGCAACUCCCUUCCGAGCUGUUGCAGAGCCCGGCAUUCAGCUGAAGGCUGUGAAAUCCAAGACAGGUCCUGGUGAGCACCUCCGCAACUCCCUCUGGCACACAGGGGACACCAACGAUCAGGUCAGACUGCUCUGGAAGGACCCCCGAAAUGUAGGGUGGAAAGACAAAGUCUCCUAUCGCUGGUUCUUGCAGCACAGACCUCAGAUUGGUUAUAUCAGGGCAAGAUUUUAUGAAGGCUCUGACCUAGUGGCAGACUCUGGUGUAACUAUAGACACCACAAUGCGUGGAGGACGGCUUGGAGUUUUCUGCUUCUCUCAGGAAAACAUUAUUUGGUCCAACCUGAAAUAUCGCUGCAAUGACACCAUCCCAGAGGACUUUCAAGAAUUUCAAGCGCAGCAAUUUGGUGUUGGGGAUAUUUAAGAAGUAAAAGCAAACUAACAUUGCUAUUGCAAACAGUAAAACAAUAUAUUUUAAAUCCUUAUAUUAUUUUUGUUGUCAGAGUGCACACCGCAGCUUUGUUCUCAUUGAUGUGACUAUGUCAGACUUUUUUUUUGUAUAAAAGUGAAAAUAAAAAGGAGACAAAAUAGACUUGGGCUUCACUUCUUUUCAAAUUUGCCCUAAAAUCUAGAGAGCAACAUGUAAAUGGAGUGACAGCUUGCUUAAAAGAAAAGUUCGAAUCUACUGCCUUUUUGGAUUCAGUAUUAAACAGGGUGGGGAAGAAAGUGAAACUUUCUCUACCUUGAAUGUGUUGUAAACAGCAGGGUGCAGCUGGUAAUGAAGUGGUUUGGAGCUGUCUGGCUGAGCCAAGUAAUACCUUUCCUGUCCUCCUAGGAAUAGGUUGUGUCUCCAUUAGGAAAUUUUAAGGCCUUUGGAGACUGUUACCUUUGGCAGACCUCCUCUAAGCAAUGUAUUAGAUCUCCCACUCUAAAACUGUGAGGAACACCAUCACAUCCUGGAAAAGCAAAAAAGCAGACAGCAGAGCAUUGUAGUCACAUCUUAAGACUUGUAUGCAACUAAAACUAACAAACAAAAAUAUCUACAGAGAUAAUAAAUUCAGAAUCACCUAGAUAAAACUAUCCUAACUUUCAUAUACACAAAGCCAGGCUUUGACCUGUUGCCAGAGCCAAGCUCUCUAGGCAGGUACUACAAUAUUAUGCAAAGAAGCCAUCAAACUAAGACCCCAAAACAUUGCAUUAAGCAUUAGUUACCAUUAGGAAAGGACUAAAAACAGAAAGCCAAGAGAACCUGUAUCAAAAUGCACUCUAAUUUGAAGUGCAGAAAGGUGCUAAUACAGUGUGUAAUUUUACUACAUUCUCUUUCAAAACAGAGCUAGUUACUUUAAAAAUAACUAUAUACUUUUAAAAUAACUGUAGGAUAGUGACUUUAGAAAGGACAAUUAGAAAUGGCACUUCUGCUUGGAAGGAGGAGGAAGGAAGAAACAGAUAGGGAGGGAAUACAAUGAGUUUUAAAAUCAGAAGUAACCUUGGGAAAAUGAACAGUCCUAGCUCUUUCCCAGCACAAGGAUACAGGGAAAAUGCUGAGUUAAAUUAUCAGGUGAAAGCAUCAAACGACAAAAAAAAUUCCUUGUUCUCAGUACAAUAAAAAUACUCCUAAGGAUAUAACAAGCUAUCAGAGGCUUUGACUACUUGCAGAAUUUUCCCAUGGGCUCCUCCAUAAUUGCAAAACGUUUCUGGAAGCAGGAUGGCCCUAGGAGCUGUCCCACAAGGAUCCCAGAGUCCCACGACAAAAAGCAUGAUGCAGAAGCAUUCUUUUGGUUCAGUGCUUCAUGAUGAAAGGUCCUCCAGUUUCAGUCCUCCUUUCCCCUUGGCAUCACUAAACCCAACCACUCACCAGAUGCCUGAGGACUGAAAGGCUAUUUUCUUCGAAGCAACACAGAGGGCAUUGUCAAAUUAUGCUUAAUAGAUGACAAAAAAUGUGUUUUUCUAGCUGAGCAUGGGCUGUAACUACAGUAUUGUUCAUUUAUGAAGGAGAGCACACACUGUAAAACAAAUUUACAUCUUCCUUAUUAUACAUUUACAUUUCACCAGAAGAACCCCCUUCUCCAGGGAGAAAUCUUCUCUGAAUGGUCUGGGCACAGCCUGAGGAGAAGUCAGUCACUACACUCACCCAUACCACCUCUGCAGAACACAUGGGGCCUGCAGUGCUCACAUUUUGCACAAGUGGUCUCCUCACGGUGGAUGCAACAGGCCUGGCUCACCCUGACCUGUCUGCAGCACACUAUAGCCCCAUCAUGAAACAUCACUGUACUUGACCUGCAAAUCCUUGCCAGGCUCCAAAGCUCUGCUCAGCCCCCCUGUCUGCAGCCAGAGCCUCUCCUGCUACAGUGGCUGGGAGGGAGCAGCCUGGCCCUUUGCCUUUAUCAGAUGGCUUAUCACCAUGGAGCUUGCCUCUUCCAGGCUCUCUUCCAGUACAUGGCCACUGGAAGCUGGAAGGUGAGAUACAGGCUCUGGUUCUCUUGCUGCUGCCAAAGGCAACAGUGUGAAACUGUGAGGCUCUAACCUCCCCUGAGAGAAAACCUACUGGUUUCCAGUGCUGACAGCCACAGAUAAAAGUUACAAGUCAGACAGCCAGAACUUUCAUUUCAGAAAGAGCUGUUGGUACUUUAUGAUGGGGUGCUGGAGCUUGCUGUGUCUAUUGAUACACCAACUGCUGGGCAGCCUAUAAGCUCAAGAGUGAAGCCAGCUGUAGCAAACAUUUGUCCCACAAAGAUCCCAGUCUGGGCUUGGGAAACCCUCUGCCUCUCACAUUCUCAUCAGUGAUUGUGCAGUCCUUGUUUAAAAGCAUUUUAAAAAGCUUCUCUAGCACCACAACCCCUUUCUGGACUAUUGUGCAAUGCAGACAUAGCUCCAUGUGUGGCCUCUGGCAAGUGAAGACACUGCAAUCCCACAUCUUCAAAACUGAGUAUGUAGCUCACUCUUGACCCCACCGCCUGCACAGCAGGACCGCGCUCAGCUGGACUGGAGCAGCAGCUGUAACUACUUCAGAGUUCAGAGUCAUGCACCAGGAUCCACCCUCUCAAAAAAGGUUAACUCUUUCCUGUGUGCUGCAAACACCAUGGCAAACACACUUCAAGUGCUUCUGUUCCCUGAAGACCAUCUGGUUGGAAUCACAAGGAGGGAAUAUCCUGCCAGGAUGCUGCAGUGAUGGGUGAGGGCAGUGGUGGGCAGACUGGCGGGAGGCUGUGGAGCACAGGCACUUGACUGCUUCAGUCCUUGGGCACCACUCAGAAACCUGUCUCUGCCUUGCUCCUAGGUCCAAACACACACCCUCCCAGCUCCAUGCAGAGCUCUCUCACCCACCAGGAGCUGCACAGGGAAUCGCAGCUACCACUGGAAGCUUAGUAAGCAGUUUCUCAGAACCACACUGUUGUGGGUGUGGUCAGCUCUCUGGCAUGGGUGCCAGCAGUAGCAGGAGGCAGCCUGCAGCUGGCACACACCGAAACAGGACACGACCAGUGAGAACCACCACCCGCGAAGACAAGCCACCUUCCCUGGUGCGGAUCUCAGCAUGUCAAAUUCAACAGCUGCCCACCCCACCAUCUGGGCAAGUGAGGGGGAAAAAAAAAAAAUAAAAAAAAAUCAGAAAUCUGCGUCUCAAAACAGCUGCAAAAAUGCAAAAAUGCUUCCAUCAGCCUUAAAGAUAUUUUGUUUGCACUGCCAGGAUACCUUACACAUCUCGGGAAGCUGGAUUAUACAGAACAGAUGCCACAGACAAACCUUUGCAAUCUGCCAUCAUCCAGUAUCACACACCAGAGAAAUACAAAAACAACAUGGACACUGAAGGCCUCUAAUAUUCCACGGAACAGCAUUUUUUGUUAACACUGAAAUAUAGUGGGGAAAAAAGAAAGAUCGACCAAUUUACUGGCUCGGUAACUGCACAGCUCAUAUAUCUGGAUUAUUUUUUAAGUUUCUUCUAGAAUAAACUGACUUUGUAACUUAAAUGUAUCACAACAAUUCAUUUCAAAUGUAAGAAAAAUUUUAUUGGUCCAUUAAACAUUAAAUCUAUAACAAUACAUUCGCUCAAUAUACAAAAGGAAGUGUCCAUAAAAACCAGUAACAUGCUAAAAAGGCAAAGCUGUUGACUAUUUUAUAAGUAAGAUCUUACAAUUCUGGAAUCUUACCAAUCCUUAAAAGUCAAACUGUUACAGUUACUAAAGACCACAACACUUGCAAAAAAGUUAAAUAAACUAGCAAACUUCCACUUCACUGGGCUACAGCUUAAUAAAAUAAAACCACACAUUCACACCAAAAAGUUCCCUUGAGAUAUUAAGAACCUUGAAAAAGACUAAUUAAAAUCCCCUCACCAUUAAGAUAAUGUGUUUAUAUUUUGACUGUUUUGCAUCCAGUUUUUGAACAUGGCAUAUAUGAGACUGAACAUCAUGCAUCAGUGGUGAACAAAAAGCAGACACUGAAACCAUAUGUUCCUAGUAAAUCUUUUCUCAGCUUGUAUAUUACAAGUAGAAUGGUUUUAUCUGGAAGCUAAUUCUCUGCACUUUAAGUCUGCGUGGAUGUCCAAAGGACACCUAAGCACCUGGACUUGUAUCAGUAAGAGGAAAACUAAAGCUAUGGUAUGUCCAAUGAUCCAUUAUUUCCCCAUAGCUUUCCAAAAUUCUUGGCUUCGCACUUUCUUCUUGGCUUCACGCUGAGGCUUCUUUGGCAAAAAGCAUGGCUGCAAUGCUGCACCCUGCAGCUCUGGUGACUUUAGCCCUGGAAACUUUAGGCUGCUGGAGUGGUUUCAAAGCUGAUGAAUGUGGCUCUGAACAAGUCUGUGGAAAUGCCUGUACGCUAUGCUCUGGGAACUCUCAGAGACUGGCAAGCAGUGGGGAAGCCAACGUGGCUUACAUCUGAAAUAAAUUCUAACUUUUUAAAAACAACAUUUUUGAACAGGUGUGGAAAGAAGCAAAUCCAGAUUCGAUAAAAACCCCUCAACAAGACUUACAGAAUCCCCUUGAGCAUUAGAAAGCAGUCGUCGUGCCAGUCUCUCAAAGCUGCUGCUUCAAACUCUGCACAAUAUGUCUACAACCCCAUCCUGGGGCACUUGAACACUACCAUGAGGAUGUAAAAAAUGCACAGACAUACCAGUUCCCAAGCUACGUAUCCUGUUCUGAGUAAAAAAAAAGCUACAGCUUUCUAAGCACUUGACUCCUGGCAUUCAUUUGUACAGUCAUGCGAAACACUGAAUUCUAACUACUGGUUACAAAACUGAAAACACGAGUAAAAUCUCAUGGUGUUCAUUGUGUGUUUCCCUCCCACAAGAACUCGUAGGCCACUUCAGAAAACAAAGAAGCAGUUUUCACAGAAGAAAACUGAUCCAUGUAAUAAGCUAUGAUCUUUGACUCUGCUUCAAUGCUGCAGGUUGUCCUGCUAUGGAAAGCAAAGGAUCGGUAAGACUUGGCAAAGAGGUCUUUGCUAGUUUCUAGCACCAAAAACAUCCCAUUUGACAGGCAGCAAGUUGUCUGGGAAUGAAGGAGGUUUACAUUGCCUUUAAAAAACAUAUCCAAGGAGAAAAAGGCAAAUAAAAUGAGGAGAUACAGUCUCCA